Molecule: messenger RNA, 1404 nt
Organism: Podospora pseudopauciseta
Lineage: Eukaryota; Fungi; Ascomycota; Sordariomycetes; Sordariales; Podosporaceae
Gene: MED7
Product: Mediator of RNA polymerase II transcription subunit 7
Exons: 2
Coding region: 1-756 (251 amino acids)
Biological process (GO): regulation of transcription by RNA polymerase II
Cellular component (GO): core mediator complex; mediator complex
Molecular function (GO): transcription coregulator activity
Source: RefSeq, a predicted model, not a curated record
AUGGCCGAGGAGGAAGAUACCAACCGCGUAACAUCGACCUGGCCUGACCCUCCACCAUUCUGGAAAGACUUCACCCCCGAGAACAUCUCCCGCUACGACACCCUUAAAUCAGACUACGCGACAGCACACUCCACCCCCGACCCAGAUUCCAUAACCCGCCUCCCCUCCAUCCCAGAAGACCUCAUCAAUCUCCAACCACCACCCGAACCAACAGAUGGAAAAUGGAGGUUAUAUAGCGAAGCCCAAGCACUCACCGACACCCUCCAAUCCCUCACCGAAGCGGGCGUAACACCCCUCCUCCCCGCCUCCAUCAACCCCUCCUCCCAAGACUCCAAACACCUCGACCGCUCCUUCGAACUCAAAAAGCUCGCAAAGUCCAUCCUCCUAAACUACCUCGAACUCGUCGGCGUAAUGUCCCAUAACCCCGCCCACGGCGCCGCCAAGAUCCAGGACCUCAAGACCCUCAUCCUCAACUUCCACCACACUUUAAACGAAUACCGCCCCCAUCAGGCACGGGAGCAGCUCAUACAGAUCAUGCAGGACCAGCUCGACACCAAGAGGGCCGAGACCGCCGCCAUUAGGGGGGUGGUGGACAAGGCCAGGAGGAUGAUUGAGGGGUUGGGGAGUCUGGAGCUGCCGAGGCUGGACGACGAGGUGGUCACGACGGGCUCAAUAGGGGGCAGGGAGACGGAGGAGAGGAGGAGGGUGGCGGCCGAGAGGUGCACGAUUGGGAGUGUGGAGUUGGAGUUUGCCUAAGACAAUAAAGAUACCCGGGAUGAUAUCACAGCAUGUGCCAGAGGCGAAUUGCACAUACAUAGCUUGCUUCACAAAAGCCAUGAUCAGAUCACAUAACGAACGACCUGGCAACUUUGAUAAAGAUAAAAAGCUACCUUUUGAAAGAUACACACAGAAGAAGACCAACUAAAUAAGCAAGUGAUAUUAACCACAACAACAACCACCACCCAUGUCAGCACCAAAACCUGAUGAAAUAAAACAAAUAUACCCCAUCUACCACUCACGAUCCCGUGCUCCCUCCCCUCCCUCCAACCACAUCACAUAAAACUCCAACGACACACCUCGUUCCAACCAAACAACUACCCACGCCCGUCCCAAAAAGUGCAACUAGAGACCAAUCAAACACUCAAAACACGAGCAGAAACCGAACAACAAGAUGCCCACCAACUCCAGGAAAAGAGUGAGCAACUCCCCCGAAUAAAUUUCCUUCCCGAGCCGAGCCAAGAAAGUAAAUAAACAAUGAUUUGCCUAGCUUCCUUCCACUUAGCGCAAUUUUUUUUUAUCAACUCCCCAACCCCAUUCCUUCCCAAUCAUGUUCGCUCGCGUGAGCGUCGUCAAACAUCUUCUCAAGAGCAGUGCUGAGCGUCGCCAAUAUCCUCCCCGCCGCCA